Messenger RNA from Phyllopteryx taeniolatus (common seadragon), 6603 nucleotides. It is a transcript of the gene cotl1, whose product is annotated as coactosin-like F-actin binding protein 1. The coding region runs from base 136 to 564 and encodes 142 amino acids. The transcript has 5 exons. Gene Ontology annotation, cellular component: plasma membrane; site of polarized growth; cortical actin cytoskeleton. The record is from RefSeq and is a predicted model, not a curated record. Gene Ontology annotation, biological process: regulation of actin filament polymerization. NCBI's taxonomy places the organism in Eukaryota, Metazoa, Chordata, Actinopteri, Syngnathiformes, Syngnathidae. Gene Ontology annotation, molecular function: actin filament binding.
CAUCAACGCCCAUUUCGUGGCCAUAUACAGGAAAUGACACCAGAACAUCGCCCCCUUCCCCCAUUAAUCGAUCCGGAUCAUUCAUUUUGUGCGGUGUGCGCGACCGUCGGGUAACGGCUUCUGUGGCAACAUCUAAUGACAACCCAGAUUGAUAAAGAGGCUUGCAGAGAGGCUUACAACAAAGUCAGAGACGACAACACGGACACUAACUGGGCUGUGUUUAAAUAUCAAGGCUCCACGAUCGUACUUGCCGACCAAGGAACUGACUACGAGGAGUUAAAAAAGAUGUGCACAGAUGAUGCACGGCUGUUUUGCUUCCUGCGGAUUAUGACAGGAGACGCAAUGAGCAAACGAGCCAAGUUCACCCUCAUCACUUGGAUCGGGGAGAGUAUUGGUGGGCUCCAGCGUGCCAAGAUCAGCAUAGACAAAGCGCUGGUGAAAGAAAUCGUGCAGAACUUUGCCAAGGAGUUCAUGAUCAGCGAUCCAAAAGAAGUGGAUGAGGACUACCUUCGCACAGAGCUGAAGAAGACGGGCGGCGCCAACUAUGAUGCUCAGGCCGAGUAGAGAAGUGCUACAAUUCAAAUGGAAGAAGGAAUGGUUUUAAAAAUUGCUAUCUCUUUUAGAGAGGAUUCGGGAUUGAAGAUGGCGAACAGCAAUGACAACAGCACCUACACAAAUAACAUACAAAGAACAUAGAAUUUAACUUUUAAAAUUAGUCCCACAAAAGAAGCCUCACGGCAAGGACUUUGAAGAGUACAGGGUCAUCCAAAAGAGUGGACUCAUACCAGGUGACAUGUAAAUCCAGUUCAAGAGUACAAACCAAGCACUGUUCUUUCUGUACUGAUGGCCCUUUUUUCCGUUACAAGGCCAUGAAUACAAUUUCAAGAUCUUUAAAAUUUUAUGGAAGAGUUAAAAACCGAGAUUUGCGAUACUAUACUUGUUGGCUUACUUAGAUAGUGAUUAGAUUGUGUAGAAUCUUGGAAGUUCUCCUUUGAAGACUGUAAAGUAUCUCCGAGAUACUACUCAUGCAUAGAUCCAGUUUGGAAAAGAAUGUUGCAAUGUGAAAGAACGGGAACAUGCAUGUAUGUAAGUGUGAAGAUAAAAGCAGUACGGCAGCACGGUGAAACAAUGGUUAGCAGAGCUGCCUCACAGUCAGGACAUCUGGGUUUGAAUCUGUUGAAAAAUCUGUGUAUGGCGUUUUCAUGAUUUCCCUGUGCUUGCCUAUGUUUAGGGCUGCAACCAAGGUUCGAUCCAUCCAUCCAUCCAUCCAUUUUCUUCCGCUUAUCCGAGGUCAGGUCGCAGGGGCAGUAGCUUCAGCAGGGAAGCCCAGACUUCCCUCUCCACAGCCACUUCCUCCAGCUCUUCCGAGGGGAUCCCGAGGCGUUCCCAGGGAAGCCGAGAGACGUAGUCUCUCCAGCGUAUCCUGGGUCGUUCCCGGGGUCUCCUCCCGGUGGGACGUGCCCGGAACACCUCACCAGGGAGGGGUCCUGGAGGCAUCUGUUUAGGAUGCCUGAGCCACCUCAUCUGGCUCCUCUCAAUGGGGAGGAGUAGCGGCUCUACUCUGAGCCCCUCCCAGAUAACCGAGCUUCUCACCCUCUCUCCAAGGCAGAGCCCUGACACCCUGCGGAGGAAACUCAUUUCGGCCGCUUGUAUCCGGGAUCUUGUUCUUUCAGUCACGACCCACAGCUCGUGACCAUAGGUGAGGGUAGGAACGUAGAUCGACCGGUAAAUGGAGAGCUUCCCCUUUCGGUUUAGCUCCUUCACCACAACGGACCGAUACAAAAUCCGCAUCACUGCAGACGCUGCACCGAUCCGCCUGUCGAUCUCCCGUUCCAUUCUUCCCUCACUCGUGAACAAGACCCCAAGAUAUUUGAACUCCUCCACUUGGGGCAGGAUCUCAUCUCCAACCUGGAGAGGGCACACCAUCCUUUUCCGACUAAGGACCAUGGUCUCAGAUUUAGAGGUACUGAUUCUCAUCCCAGCAACUUCACACUCGGCUGCGAACCACUCCAGUGAGAGUUGGAGAUCACGGCCUGAUGACAGGCACCGAACAGCCCCUAUUCAGGGGGUUCGGUACCCCAUACUGCCAAAGCACCCCCCACAGGACUCCACAAGGGCCUUCUCAAAGUCCACAAAACACAUGUAGACUGGUUGGGCGAACUCCCAUGCACCCUCGAGGACCCUGCCGAGGGUGAAGAGCUGGUCCACUGUUCCACGGCCAGGACGAAAAAAAACACACUGCUCCUCCUGAAUCUGAUAUUCGACUUCCCGACUGACCCUCUUCUCCAGCACCCCUGAAGAGACCUUACCAGGGAGGCUGAGGAGUGUGAUCCCCCUGUAGUUGGAACACAUCGUCCGGUCCCCCUUCUUAAAAAGGGGGACCACCACCCCAGUCUGCCAAUCCAGAGGCACUGUCCCCGAUGUCCAUGUGAUGUUGCAGAGGCGUGUCAACUAGGACAGCCCUAAAACAUCCAGAGCGUUUAGGAAUUCCAGGCUUAAUCUCAUCCAUCCCCGGGGCCUUGCCACCGAGGAGCUUUUUAACCACCUCGGUGACCUCAACCCCAGAGAUAGGAGAGCCCGCCUUAGAGACCCCAGACUCUGCUCCCUCAUGGGAAGGCGUGUCGGUGGAAUUGAGGUCUUCGAAGUAUUCUCCCCACCGAUUCACAACGUCCCGAGUCGAAGUCAGCAGCGCCUCAUCCGCACUAUACACAGUGUUGCUGGUGCACUGCUUCCCCCUCCUGAGACGCCGGAUGGUAGACCAGAAUUUCCUCGAAGCCGUCCGGAAGUUGUUCUCCAUGGCCUCACCGAACUCCUCCCACGCCCGGGUUUUUGCCUCAGCGACCACCAAGGAACAUGGUCCACUCAGACUCAAUGUCCCCCGCCUCCCCCGAGACGUGGGUGAAGUUCUGCGCGAGGUGGGAGUUCCUUCUGACAGCGGAUUCUGCCAGACGUUUCCAGCAGACCCUCACAAUACGUUUGGGCCUGCCAGGUCGGCCCGGCAUCUUCCCCCACCAUCGGAGCCAACUCACCACCAGGCGGUGAUCAGUUAACAGCUCUGCCCCUCUCUUCACACGAGUGUCCAAGACAUGCGGCCGCAAGUCCGAUGACACGACCACAAAGUCGAUCAUCAAACGCCAACCUUGGGUGUCCUGGUGCCAAGUGCACGUGUGGACACCCUUAUGCUUCAACAUGGUGUUCGUUAUGGACAAUCGGUGGUGAGCACAUAAGUCCAAUAACCGAACGCCACUCGGGUUCUGAUCGGGGGGAGGGCGUUCCUCCCAAUCACACCCUUGCAGGUCUCACUGUCAUUGCCCACAUGAGCAUUGAAGUCCCGCAGCAGAACGAUGGAGUCCCCAGCGGGAGCGCUCUCCAGCACCCCCUCUAAGGACUCAAAAAAGGGUGUGUACUCUGAACUGCUGUUUGGUGCAUCGGCACAAAUAACAGUCAGGACCCGUCCCCCCACCCGAAGGCGGAGGGAGGCUACCCUCUCGUCCACCGGGGUGAACCCCAAUGUACAGGCACCAAGCCGGAAGGCAAUACGUAUACCCACACCUGCUCGGCGCCUCUCACCGUGGGCAACUCCAGAGUGGAAAAGAGUCCAACCCCUCUCAAGAGGACUGGUACCAGAGCCCAAGCCAUGUGUGGAGGCGAGCACGACUAUAUCUAGUCUGAACUUCUCAACCUCACACACCAGCUCGGGCUCCUUCCCUGCCACAGAGGUGACAUUCCACGUACCUGGAGCCAGUUAAUUUCGAUCACUUUCUUAAAAAACAUUAUUUCAAAUUGACAGUGCAAAUUGACAGUGCACAAACUGAAAUUGAUUAUAAUUCACUUCCUGGUUUGAUGCGUAACAUGACAGAAAAUGGGCAAACACGCUGAUCAUUGUUUUCCAAAGUAAAAGCACGUUUGCAAAUGUCUUUUUUUGACUAAACAACAAUAAUCAGUCUGCGUUCAUGGAGUACACCAGAAAUCAGAAAAUAUUUACUGUUGAGAAGCUAAAAUUCUGAGGAUUUGGACAAUUUUGCAGUGCAAAAAGGUCUCUAAACGAUUCAUUAUUAUACAAAUAAUUGAUAAUUGGUUAAUUAUGAAUUGUUGCACCUCUACUUGUAUUCUCCUGGUACAGUAAACUCGUUUAUUGCAGGGGUUACAUUUCAGAAAACCCUACCAUAAAAGAAAGCAGGGACCAAUUAUAUAAAUUUCAUAUGCAAUUCAAUGCGAAUACGUGAUACUUCAGAGAGGUGCAGGUAUUUUAUUUUGUUCACUUGAGGUCACCAUCCACAAACACAUGCCUAUUAAAGGCUAUGCUUGAGUGAUGUGUACAACAGGCUAUAUGGACAUGGUGUGAAAAAGUGAUUGCCUGCCUUAAAUAUUGGCACCGAUUCUCACACUGAAGGUCCUGGCAACGAAAAGCAUUAUGGGAACCCAGAAUUCAUUGCGGCAGUGUUUUUAACAACAGUACUGGAGUUACAGAAAAUCAGGCUAAACGUUGCUCUUUGCUUGCAUUUGUUUCUGCUAAUAUUGUUUUGAGUGUGUGUGUGCGCAUUCGCCAUUCCUUGGGCUAAGGUUAGUAUUUGUGAAUUCAUAAAACUGACUGACUGUGGCUUGUUUUAAACAGCGGCUUUCCAGUCACGUUCUUAGUAUCCUCAUGCAAUUUGGUGAGAUACCAAAUGUCAUGGUUCCACCCACAUUCCGAACACAUGCACGUUGAGAAAUCGAAGAUUCUAAAUUGUCCAUUGCCGACUCGUAACCCUAAUAAGGACAAGUAUAGAAACAGGAUGGAUUACAUUAAUUGUUAGCAUAGCAUAGCGUAACAAUUACAAACGGAAACAACUAGCCAAACAUCUGUCUAGUUCCAAGAGGUUAAAAAUCAAUAUAGUAAUCUUUAAAUUUGUUUUAGUCUAUAGAAACAUUAUACAAGUGUCCAGAAAUGUCUACAGAUUAAAACAGAGAGUUAAAUUACCGGGAUACAGCAUCCUAAAUGACAUACAUGGGGUAUCUCGAUAUAGCCUAAAAAUAAGAUAUUGAUUUGGGGCCAUAAUGUGCAGCCCUACUUUAAAGAGUUGGUCGCAAAAUGCUAAUUCUCACUAUUCUGUUUGACUUGACACAAACACAUUUUAAGAUUGAAAUGGUCUAAUUUAAGAAUUACUACAGUUAGUUGGUGGGAGGGAGCCACCAGCCACCACAUGGUUGCUUAUUUAAUUAACUAUGCAUUGUCAUCUCAAGCUCAUACUCAGCUGGGAUCCAGUUGGCCAGGAAGAAGUGAAUGCACAUCAAGGCUUAAGCACUGUUAUAUCAGAAUAAUGCCACAAAUUGUGAAAUGUAAGCACGUCUGAAAUAUCGAGUAUGCCACUCGUUAUCAUACAAUGUACAUCAUAACAAAAAGGUCUUCUAAUAUUAUCCUUGCUGAUGUUUGUCAUCUUGUUUUGUGUGUGCCUCAGACCACUCAGCACAAAUUAAGAGUUUGGGCAGUCUCAAUCUGUAAUUGCUUCUACAUUUUGACUAGUGCUUCGUAUUGUGUUUUUUAAUUGCAUAUUGUAUUUCCAUAUUGUUAAUCUGUUAGGAAGAAGUACAAGUGGUAAUUUAGAGGGAUAUCUGUAAAUACUAUUCUACAGAAAUACAAUGAUUACAUUGAGUCAUUUUUCAUUCAACAGCAGCUCUUGUUUUAAUGUAAUGUUCCAUAAAACGACGGCCUCCCCCCCCCUCUCCUCAUCAUAUUUGACUGCCUUUGUCUCCCUUGGAAAGAGGCAUCAUGGAACCUUGUUCACAGCACACUGCGAUUGUUGACGCCUCACGUUUGGCAGCGCUUCCGUCAACAUAAAGGUCAUAGCCAAUUGAGGAGAUUGGCCAUCUCUCAGUUAAAGCAUCUUUUAUGUCUUCUAUGUUUUUGGAUUAAACUGUGUCUGCAGAGUUUAGGAAUUUGAAGUCUUUAUUUCUAUACUUUGGUGGGAAAAGUCAUUUCAAAAUAAAAAUCUAAACACUUCGUGGGGUUUUGUUUCCCCUCCCCCCACCCCCUCCUUAAAAGUACACCUUAAACUGACAUCACAUUGUGAUACUGUACUGGAAAAUGAAAGCAAACGACACGUUUUGUUAGAGAACAGUAAAUUGUGCAAGAAAUAUUGAACCGUUGGACAUGCACAUUUAAAAGUUUAGAGGUCAAAUUAAUUUACUCUGUAAAGUGUCAUGGUCUGUGUUUUGGUUUGGUUUGUGUUUAGUUUUGUUCCAUGUUUGUGGUGUGCUCUUUUAGUUAUUGUGUCCACCUGUUGUCGUCAUAUUCUGCCUUGUAUCGACCAAUCAGCUCUCUCCAGCCACUCGCGUCUUGUCCAGCUGUUCCUCGUCUCGUCAAUCUGUUUGUAUUUAGUUCCCCGGUUUCGUUCAGUUCAUUGUCCUUGUGGUAUGUCAUUAUCAGUUGUCAUUGUAGUCUGUCUGUGUCACAUGUCAAAGUCGCCUGGAGUUUCAGUAGUCAUAUCUUGUUCCAGUUUUAGGUUUGUUCAAAGUGUUUCUUUGUUUUUUGAUGAUCACUUUUGGGACUCAGUUUAGUUUGCUUUUUCCAUGACCCUUGCUUACCUUUUGAUUUGGAAUUAAAUAUCAUUUUUGGGACUUCUA